AUGUUGUUUGGGAGCUCGCGCGGGGCUUCCUCGGCGCCGUCCGUCACGCCGCUCCGCGCCGACGACGGCUCGCUCCUGCGCCUCCCGUCGUCGAUGGUCGCCGCACAGAAGCAGGCGCCCAGCUCCACGUUCAAAAUGAACUUCGCGCUCCUGGACGUCAUCGUCCCCACCGGCGUGAUCGGCCGCGUCAGGGCCGAGUUCGACGCAGUCGGCCUCGGCGACCCGUCCACGGUGUUCGAGGCCGUGGCGGCGGUGCUGUGGCAGUGCCGGACCCUGGCAGCCGUCGUCUCCGUGUCCGACGAGGCCCCCGUGACCCUCUCGUUCGCCGCCAACAUGCGCCGGCUCGUCGGCGCCAAGGCCGGGUACUACGGCAACUGCGCGGUGCUGCAGUCGCUGACCUCGACACGCGGCGCCGCUGCGGACGUGGCGAGGAUGAUCCGGCGCGCGAACGAGAGGAUCCCCGACCUGCUCAACACGCUGGCGGUCUCGAGCUGGAGGAACCUGGGGUUCGAGGCGCCGGACUUCGGCGGCGGGAGGCCGGCGCGGGUGACAUGGCAUGGUGAGGAGACGGCGGUGCCAGGGGGCGUCGUGUGCCCGCCAGGCAAGGACGGCGACAACUGCGGUGUCAGCGUGAUAUCACUCUGCGUCAGGCCGGAGCACGCCGACGCCUUCCUAGCAGAGCUCGCCGCCAUGUCGCCAGCGUCCAUGCCAUCCUCGUCGCCAUGA
This is a messenger RNA of Hordeum vulgare subsp. vulgare (domesticated barley), 726 nucleotides long. Its product is annotated as acyl transferase 15-like. Bases 1 to 726 code for a protein of 241 amino acids. The transcript has 3 exons. NCBI's taxonomy places the organism in Eukaryota, Viridiplantae, Streptophyta, Magnoliopsida, Poales, Poaceae. The record is from RefSeq and is a predicted model, not a curated record.